AUGAAUGUCCAAUUCCCAAAGACCGUCAACGAGCUCUACACGUUGGCGGACAAGUGUGCUUGUGCUGAAGAGGGCAGAAGGCUUCCAAGAGAGGAGGUUGGUGUCGAAGUCGAUUCAGAGGACGACGACGACACCGCCACCCCUGGGAAAAGGAAUAGGAGGCGCAAUAAGAAGCAUAAAGGGAAAGCAGUGAUGGCAGUUGAAAGCUCUAGUGACCUUAGCGCUGACAAGAAAGCAAAAACUGAGGCACCCGGCAAGGAAGCUGCUACUUGCGCUCAUUGCCGGGUGGCUGCGACAGCUGAGAAAACUGGCAAGUCCGACGAGCCAUACUGCAAGAUCCACAGGACAAAGGGCCAUGAUCUUCGAGACUGCAAGCAAGUCGAACAGGUGGUCGAGAAGCAGAAAGCUGAAUAUGAAAGGCGUGAUAAGGAGAGAGGCCAAAAUGACGCUGGCGGGAAAGGCCAUCAUGGCCGCAAUGGUCGUCGUGACAAUGAAAACCAACAGAAGGCAAAACCCGCCAGGGGCCGUGAUAAAAAGGAAGACGAAGGUGACAGUGAUGAAGGGGAUGAUGAAACUAGUGAGCAGGAAUUUCAGAAGGCUAUCGAGGCGAUAUGCAUUGACGGGGGCGCAUCUUUGCACUCCUAUCACCGCCAACUCAAAAAUGUGGGCGCGUGA
Aegilops tauschii subsp. strangulata is the source of this 675-nucleotide messenger RNA. NCBI's taxonomy places the organism in Eukaryota, Viridiplantae, Streptophyta, Magnoliopsida, Poales, Poaceae. The record is from RefSeq and is a predicted model, not a curated record.